Molecule: messenger RNA, 583 nt
Organism: Amoebophrya sp. A25
Lineage: Eukaryota; Dinophyceae; Syndiniales; Amoebophryaceae
Source: the annotation of a GenBank genome assembly
AGUGGAAUGUACGAGGUCUUACUUGCUUAAUCAUCUUUCAUUUGCAUGUCAAAAAUGAGGGUUUGUCGUUUGCCCAGUGGGGUCUGGGUGACCCCGUGGUGUAACGCAUCGUGACCUUCCCAGAUUGCCAAGACGAUGAUAGUACGGGGUGUGGCGUCAUGUAAGCUCCCAAUAAAGGGAUUACUUAUGCUAUUGGAAUGGUUACCCUACGCUUCUCUUGGUCGUGCCUACCAUGUGUUUUAUGGACACUGCAUCUUCUGGUCGAGUCUGAGCAGUUUUCCUUGGGUCGAUAACACUUGGGGUCUCUCGGUACGUCGGGUGGUGCCGUUGCUUGCUCACGUGCUCAAUUUCCAUCAUACUGGACGUAUGUGGGCGUUGGACGUUUGGUUUCGCAUGCAGAAGGGAUCAGCGGAUAGCUGAAGCUGAAACGGAAUCUGGUGUGGGGCCUCUUCCUUCUUCCCUAAGUGUCAUCCUUGAAUUGCUGAUUCCAGUAUGCUGAAUGUAAUAACAAGCUGCAGGCUUACAAAAGUGCAGUGGACUAUGUAUAUUAGAGUAGUUUAUAGACGCUGGGCUACGCUGGGUG